ACCCCAUCUUGCCAAGGUUGUGGAAAGUAAAAAUUGGCAGUAUUGGCUGCUGCAGCUUCUCAGGGGACGGGACCAUGUGAAAAGGUGGGGAUCGCGCGAGCGCAGGAAUGAGGGAAAAGCGAAGAAAGCCUAUGCCGUCAGCGACCGGCAGGGGGUGCGUCGGCCACGCUCGUCACCGCUUCCUGGGCACGUGACCACCGCCCCGCCUGUCCUUUAGGGCCUGUCGCUUCCGGCGGCGGCGGUUGCCAUGGGGACGGAGCUUGGGUGGUAACCAGAACUAGGGAGCUGGUGGAGAAGGUGGCUGCCGCUGGAAAGACGCCUGGGAGGUGGCUGAGGGGUCCAGGCGGUGGGACGACUCCGGCCUUUUGAAGACCGGGGUGGGUGCUCUCUAGGAAACUCUACAGAGAAGAAUGUCAGACGCAGAAGAAGCUCCCGGAGAAGCAACAGGAGAAAAUGGAGAAACAGAAAUGAAAGAAGAGGAGGAACCUAAUCCAAAUUAUAAAGAAGUAGAAAAUCUACAACAGGAAUCAAAAGAUGACACAUUAGCAUGGAGAGAGUCUCAGGAGGAGGAGAGGAAAAUGGGUGAGGAGGAAGGGGAGGAGGAGAAGGAGGAGCAGGAGGAGAAGGAGGAGGAGAAGGAGGAGGAGGGGAAGGAGGACAAAAAGAUUGUCAUGGAAGAAACUGAGGAAGUGGCUGGAGAAGCCCAGGAGAAGGAGGCUUCAGGAAUACAGGAAGAAACCACAGUGGAGCCCCAAGAAGUCACAGAGUCCGUGAUCCGUUUGGAGACACAGAUUACCGAUUCCCAGUCAAUCACAUCAGGAAUUUUCCCAAAAACCCAAAGAGGUAGCAAGUCAAAGCCUUCCUUACAAUUGGAGGAUGCAGAAACAGAUGAGCUUUUAAGAGGCCUAAGCACACAACUUGAAUUUCUUGAUUUGGGUCAAAUCAGUCCUGAGGAACAACAGAUGAGUUCCCCUGAAAGGCAGCCCUCAGGAGAGCUUGAGGAGAAAACCGACUGGACGCUCCAAGAUGAACUGGGACGAGAAAGAAGGGAUUUGGAGCCAGAAAACAGAGAGGAGGGACAAGAAAGUAGAGUAUCCGACAUCCAGUCUGAAGUAGGGAUCUCCAGGGAGUCACUGGUGUCCAGCACCACAGAGGACAUUCUGUUCGAAAGGGAUGAAAGUGCCCCGGUGUAUCCCUUGACCAUGACCUGGUCGUUUGGAUGGAACAGUUCUCUUCCUGUUUACUAUAUUCGAGAGGAAAAGCAGAGAGUUCUUCUGUAUGUUUGCGCUCACACUGCGAUCAUCUACAACGUGUUGAGGAAUAAUCAACACCACCUUCAGGGCCAUGCCAAUAUUAUCUCCUGCCUCUGUGUCAGUGAAGACAGGCGGUGGAUCGCCACAGCAGACAAAGGGCCGGACUGCCUGGUGAUUAUAUGGGACUCCUUCACAGGUAUUCCUGUGCACACAAUAUUUGACAGCUGCCCCGAAGGGAACGGCAUCAGGGCCAUGGCCAUGACCCAUGACGCCAAGUAUCUGGCAACCAUCUCAGAUGCUGAAGUCCAGAAGGUGUGCAUCUGGAAGUGGACUUUGGCAGUGGAAACACCAGCAUGCACUUUCGAACUCCCCAAAGAGUACGGUGUUCAGAACUACCUUACUUUUAACCCAACAAAUAAUAAAGAAUUGGUGAGCAAUAGUAAAACACAGGCAAUAUAUUAUGCAUGGUAUGAAGAGAGGGAUACACUGGCUCACAGCGCCCCACUUUUAACAGAAAAAACCUUCAACAAGCUUGUGGGAAAGUUUAGCCAGUCCAUCUUUCACUUGAAUUUAACACAAAUACUCUCAGCAACAAUGGAAGGGAAGCUGGUUGUCUGGGACAUACAUCGCCCACCCUCAUCUGCCUCCACCUUUUUGGGCUUUCCCUAUAUCAAGCCUUGUAAAUUGGUUCAUUUGCAGAAAGAGGGCAUCACUGUGCUUACUACAAUUGAUAGCUACAUUGUCACAGGUGACAUUAAGGGUAACAUUAAGUUCUAUGAUCACACCCUGUCUAUUGUUAACUGGUACAGUCACUUGAAACUGGGCGCCAUAAGAACUCUGUCCUUUUCAAAGACCCCAGCAACCCCUCCUACCGAAAAAUCAAACUAUCCUCCUGACUGCACUUUAAAAGGUGACCUCUUUGUCGUAAGGAAUUUUAUCAUUGGAACAUCUGAUGCCGCGGUGUACCACUUAACAACAGAUGGGACCAAACUUGAGCAGUUAUUUGUAGAGCCCAAGGAUGCCAUUUGUGCCAUCUCCUGCCACCCCUAUCAACCCCUCAUUGCCAUCGGGAGCAUCUGUGGGAUGAUCAAAGUGUGGAAUUAUGAAAACAAACAAUAUCUUUUCAGCAGGGUUUUUGAGAAGGGGCUUGGAGUCCAGAGUCUGACCUACAACCCGGAAGGAGCCCUUCUUGGAGCUGGUUUUACAGAGGGGACAGUUUACAUUCUUGAUGCAAUGUCUUUAGAAAAUGAAAGCCCAGAGCCUUUCAAAUAUUCCAGAACCAGUGUGACUCAUAUAAGCUUUUCCCAUGACUCCCAGUAUAUGGCAACUGCUGAUAGAAGUUUUACUGUGGCUGUUUACAUGCUGGUGGUCAGAAACGGACAGAGGGUCUGGGAGUACUUAGCAAGACUUCGUUCUCAUCGCAAAAGCAUUCGAAGUCUCCUGUUUGGGGUUUACCUGGACAGCAAUGAGCCUAGACUGCUGAGCCUUGGGACAGACAGGCUCUUGAUAGAGUAUGAUCUUCUCAGGAGCUACAAAGACUGCCUGGAAGUCCUGGACAUUCACCACACAGACCAGGGCUGCUAUCCCACCUGCAUGGUCUGGUACCCACCACUCACCAGGGAACUCUUCCUGCUUAUUUGCAACAGUGGCUACAAAGUGAAGCUUUUUAAUUCUACCACCAAAAUGUGCAGAAAGACGCUUAUGGGGCCAGCUUAUGGUUCCCCUAUUGAGCAAACACAAGUCCUCCCAGUGAGAAGCAUGGCAGAGCUACAGAAACGCUACUUGGUGUUUAUUAACAGAGACAAGGUUGGACUUCAGAUCUUACCAGUUGACGGCAAUCCACAUAAGACAUCUGCUAUUGUUUGUCACCCAAACGGGGUGGCUGGCAUGGCCAUUUCCUAUGAUGGCCGCUACGCCUUCACCGCAGGAGGGCAUGAUCGCUCUGUGGUGCAGUGGAAAAUCACCUUAAGGGCAUUUGCUUAUGAGCUCAGGAUCUUCCCUAACAAAGAGGGGACAAGCACCCACACUGUCCCCUCAUCUACCCAAAUUCAGCGUGCUGCCACAGGGCAGAGUCAACCACGUGGCAGCCGGUUCCUGUUCCUGACCACUUCUCCAAGCUGCUGCGCUGCCUGUGGCUCGCCUGGGCCUCUGUCCUGGCAUUGUGACGUUGAGGAGCAAAAACAGCUCAGAGGCACCUUCCUUCCUCACAGAACAAACCUGAUUCCUGGCUGCCAGCACAGUGUACCCCCUGCCAUCUGCCAAGUGCACAUCUUUCUUUUUAUGGCGGAUAUUGAAGCUUCUACUCUUAACCUGAAUAUGAGCAAAAAUAGCCAGUUAAAUCUGCUUUGGAACCACGGUGUUUGAGAUUGCACUUGCAGCUCUGACUUCCACCCCGCCUUCACCUGAGAGAGCAGGUCAUGGGAACUUGGGGAUUUAGGAGCUGGAGGUGAACUCUCCCAUUGAAAAGGGAUCAUGGCCUCAGAAUGGCUGCCUGGUUCCUUGCUCCCUGGCUUGUUGCCUGGAACCAUGGGGACAAGGCACACCUUGUGGGGACAAGCAGAACCUUCCUUUCUAUUUGUUGUUGUUGAGACAGGAUCUGACUCGGUCACUCGGGCUGUAGUACAGAGGAGUGAUCGUGGCUCACUGCAGCCUCGAACUCCUGGGCUCAAACGAUUCUCCUGCCUCCGCCUCCUGAGUAGCUGGGACCACAGGCACAUGCCACUGUGCCUGGCUAACUUUUAAAAAAUUAUUUUUUUGUUGAUAGAGAGUCUCACCAAGCCUAGGCUGGUCUUGAACUCAUGGGCUCAAGCCUUGGCCACCCAAAGUGUUGGGAUUACAGAUGCGAGCCACUGCACCCGGCUAGAACAUUCUAAAAUGUUUGUUUUCUUCUCAGUCGUCUUGGGAUCUGGAAUGGUAGAAAUUUAAGAAAAAGAAAAAAAGGUCUCUGCUUUCCAAUAGCUUUCGCCUGGCCAGAGUCCAGGCUUCUGAGAAUUUCAAUUUAAUCUGUGGUGGGGACAAAGGAUUAUUAUAAACUAAUUAGCACUU
Molecule: messenger RNA, 4298 nt
Organism: Chlorocebus sabaeus (green monkey)
Lineage: Eukaryota; Metazoa; Chordata; Mammalia; Primates; Cercopithecidae
Gene: CFAP251
Product: cilia and flagella associated protein 251
Cellular component (GO): sperm flagellum
Molecular function (GO): protein binding
Source: RefSeq, a predicted model, not a curated record